GGUCCUUUGGACUGUAAAGCCUCUAGGCAACGAUUAUAAUUCAAAUGUGCUACUCGUCUCAAACGGUAUAGACGGAUAACCGGACAACUCGGCGUUUCUAGACUGUUCAAGAAACAGGUGAGAGAUGCAGGAGUGUCUCUGAUCAGAUGUCAGAUUAAAGACCUUCUUAGAACACUAUUAAUAAUAAACAGUUUUACACAAAGAUCGUGAUUUAUUACGCUACAUGUAGGACCACCCAAGUUAACCCCAGUUUUGAUUCAUCUGAAAUGCAUUCAAGAAUGGAGUAAGUUGUAAAGUCCAAUUCCUAUCAUGCUAUUAACAACAAAAAAAAAGGUUGGACAGGAACCAUCCCGAUGAAAAGUUCAACGAACGGAAGCAUGUAUGCAUUUUUGCUUAUCUAAUUGCCGCCAGAGCGUGUCAUGACAAUUUUUGCAGUUGCAUACCGGCUUUUUAGCCUUCAGUUGCAAAAUAAAUCAAAACAACCAUUACUACUGUGCAGGCGUGAUCGUUCAGAGCAGGUCUCGCACGUUUUCCCACACCUUCGGUAUUCGUUUGGCCCGCACACUACAGCAUCACACCGAUGGCUAAUGAUAAUUCACACGGUGCAUACAUGCAGAUAGCGUUUGGCUGGAACAUCUUUGCUUAUCUCGCGCCUAGGUGGUGCGAGGCGUUAGAUAUCGUUCCGGAGGUUCGGGCGUAUGUUUGCGGAAAGCUACGAUAAAAUCCCGCUCUAUGUAAGCAUUGGCUCCAAGCGACAAAUGAUUCAGUGCGCGAGAUCAUGUCCCCAGUCCCGGACAUGGCAGCGGUUCAGUGCGAAGUGAUCAAAUAUUACAUCGAAUUCAAGCGUCAGCCAGUAGUUUAAGUUAACUUAAACACCAAAGUGAAGCACGUGCACCAUGCGAGCCUCUCGAGUUCCUCCCGAUGGAGGCUAUGGAUGGGUGGUUGUGGCCGGUGUGGCCCUAGUGAAUGUGUUCAAUCAAUCGUUAGUGUCGGUUUUCGGUCUCAUGUUUGCCGAUUACCUCGCAAGCCUCGGAGAGCACGCUUUUGGUGCUGCAUUGGUGAUGAACGUGUGUAAUAUUUCGCUCAACUUUUCCGGCCUAAUUACCGGCCCCAUUAUCAAGCGGUUCAAACCAAGGAAGGCUGCCAUUCUGGGGAGUUUGCUGACCGGCAGUGCGCUAACGUUAUGCUCGUACAGCACCAAACUGUGGCAAAUCGUGCUGUCGUACAGUGUGACCUUUGGGUUCGGUCUGGGACUCAUACAGUCUUCCACAUUCGUAGCUCUCAACUCGUUCUUUCGCCUCCGAAAAGGCCGUGCAGUGGGCUUUGCACUCGCAGGAACAGGAGUCGGUCAAAUUUUGAUGCCUUUGCUGGUGCAAUUUCUUCUGAGUAACUUUAACUUUAGGGACGCCACUCUCAUCAUCGGUGGAUUAGCUUUUAAUGGGGUGGUUGGUGCUUGUUUGCUCCAGCCGGUGGAGUGGCACAUGACGGAAAGCUUCACGGAAGAUGGUCGAGAAAGCCAACCGUUGCUUGCACCAGACAAACCAACCAAACAGGCGAAUGGAACUGCUUGUCGCAAACCGUCCUGUGGUUGGGCAAAGCUAGCAGCGCUUAUGGAUUUUGCGAUCCUCAAGCAAGUGUCCUUUUUGAACCUGAUCAUUGGCCUUGGACUCGCAUACACGGCGUCGACAAGUUUCUCCCUAUUUUUCCCCUACUUCCUACAGAAAUCAGCUAAUCUUACCAUGCUUGAGGCUGCCAACUGCAUGUCAGUGCUGUCCACGACCGAUCUUAUCACAAGGAUAACUGUUCCAGCGUUUGUGGACAAAAUGCAGUUUUCGCAUCGAACAACGUUCCUUCUUGCAGGUAUCUGUCUGGUAGUGGCCCGUUCCGUGAUGGCCGAGAUGCGUUCCUUGAUACCGCUUAUGGUCACAUCGGCCUUCUACGGUAUCUUCCGCUCGAUCACGAUCGUGAACCAGAACCUAACUGUAGCGGAAUACUGCAGCGAGCGACAGAUCGAGAAGAUGCUCCCGAACGCGCUUGGGUUCAACAUGGUGACGAAGGGCAUUCUGGUGCUGAGCCUUGGCCAAAUACUUGGAUGGUUUGCCGACUUCACCGGCAGCUAUUCACUAAACUUGCACGCACAAAACUUACUGCUCGCCACUACCUGCGUGCUUUGGUUGUGUGAAAUGUAUUUUAAAGAUGAUAACUAACACCACGGUAGUUCUCUUGAUAGUUUUAGGAGCGUAUUUUGUAGCUGUACGCUGAAGAGAUAAAGUCUAAAAUAUAUAUGCGGUUUUUAUACUUCAGAGGGAAA
Molecule: messenger RNA, 2311 nt
Organism: Anopheles stephensi (Asian malaria mosquito)
Lineage: Eukaryota; Metazoa; Arthropoda; Insecta; Diptera; Culicidae
Product: monocarboxylate transporter 12
Exons: 4
Coding region: 897-2207 (436 amino acids)
Biological process (GO): monocarboxylic acid transport; transmembrane transport
Molecular function (GO): monocarboxylic acid transmembrane transporter activity
Source: RefSeq, a predicted model, not a curated record